CGGCGUCGGCGUGACGGUUGGACGCGGGCGCGGCACUGCGGGUCCCGAUUGCUGCAGCCGCUUGUCAGUGUGAUGAAGAUUGGCACCCAGGGUCCGUCCAUGGGCCCAGGCUGGCCUCACAACUCUUGGGCUUAAGGGAUCCUCCUGCUGUAGCCUCCCAAAUAGCCAGGACUGCAGGAGUGGGACAUGCCUUGUGAAGGACACAGCUCGUCUGCUCGCAUAGCCACUGCAUCCUGAUGAUGACUGAGUGGUUCCAGCCUAGGAGCUUCUGCUUGGUUUCUGCAGGGGUAUCCUGAGAAGUGUCUGCCACCUGAGAUGUCCUGCUCUGUUUUCCCUCCCAGGACUCGGAGCUGCUCCUUACCUGUCUGCUCAUCUCAGGACCUUCGGCUCUACUCUCCCAGGUGCUCAGAUGCCAUUCACUUCUGCUUCAGGAUGAUUUGAUGUCUUCAGAAAACACCUUUCAAUCAUGAUGGCUACACAGACUUUAAGUAUAGACAGCUAUCAGGAUGGACAGCAAAUGCAAGUGGUAACAGAGUUAAAAACGGAGCAAGAUCCAAAUUGCUCUGAACCGGACGCAGAAGGAGUGAGCCCUCCUCCCGUGGAGUCGCAGACCCCAAUGGAUGCUGAUAAGCAGGCCAUUUAUAGGCACCCGCUGUUCCCAUUACUGGCUUUGCUGUUCGAAAAAUGUGAGCAGUCCACACAGGGCUCCGAAGGCACGACGUCGGCCAGCUUCGAUGUGGACAUUGAGAACUUUGUCAGGAAGCAAGAGAAGGAAGGGAAGCCCUUCUUUUGUGAAGAUCCAGAAACUGACAACUUAAUGGUAAAAGCAAUCCAGGUCCUACGUAUUCAUCUUCUUGAGCUGGAGAAGGUUAAUGAACUCUGCAAAGACUUCUGCAGUCGGUACAUUGCUUGUCUGAAGACAAAAAUGAACAGUGAGACCUUGUUGAGUGGGGAACCUGGAAGCCCAUACUCCCCUGUGCAGUCCCAGCAGAUUCAAAGUGCCAUCACAGGCACUCUCAGCCCCCAGGGAAUUGUGGUGCCAGCAUCUGCCUUGCAACAGGGGAACGUAACCAUGGCAACAGUGGCAGGUGGCACAGUAUACCAGCCUGUUACCGUCGUCACUCCACAAGGCCAAGUAGUCACGCAAGCAUUGUCUCCUGGGACAAUUAGGAUCCAGAACUCACAGCUCCAGUUACAGUUGAACCAAGAUCUCAGCAUCUUGCAUCAAGAUGAUGGCUCCUCCAAGAACAAGAGAGGUGUCUUGCCAAAGCAUGCCACCAACGUGAUGCGGUCCUGGCUCUUUCAGCACAUAGGGCAUCCCUACCCAACAGAGGAUGAGAAGAAGCAGAUAGCUGCUCAGACAAAUUUGACACUGCUCCAAGUCAACAACUGGUUCAUCAAUGCCCGAAGACGAAUUCUCCAGCCCAUGUUGGAUUCCAGUUGUUCAGAGACACCAAAAACAAAAAAAAAAACUGCCCAGAACAGGCCAGUUCAGAGGUUUUGGCCCGACUCAAUUGCUUCAGGAGUAGCACAACCACCACCAAGUGAGCUCACUAUGUCAGAAGGUGCUGUUGUGACCAUCACCACACCUGUGAACAUGAAUGUGGACAGCCUCCAGUCCCUGUCCUCCGACGGGGCCACCCUAGCUGUGCAGCAGGUCAUGAUGGCAGGACAGAGUGAGGAUGAGUCCGUGGACAGCACCGAGGACGAUGGGGGUGCGCUGGCUCCCACGCACAUGGGCAGUCUGGUGCUGGAGAACAGUGACUCCCUGCAGUAGACGUGGCAGCAGAGCCAGUUUGGAGCCGUCACCUGACUUCUUCUUGUUUGCUCAGCAAACAUUUUACAGUUUUAUUUCUAAUAUGUUUUAUAUGUAGAUAUAGAAGAGUGCACUUUUGUAUUUCAUAGUGAGCUUCAAGAGCGUCUUUACUGGUGCAGCGACUUCGUGUGUGUGUGUGUGUGUGUGUGUGUGUGUGUGUGUGUGUGUGUGCCGCUAGAAACAGGAUGAAUGAUCCCUGCCCUUGAGUCCCUAAUUAGAUUAAGGAUCAGCGCUGCCAUUUCCUACAACUGUAUGCAGUUGAAACAGUUCUGUGUUUACAGCAGAUCACAGUGGCUGCGUCUGAAGAUGUGGUGCAGGGGCCGGCAGCCCGCAGUGGGCUGUGUGCACCUUCCCAGGCACAGGUGGCGACCCACGCCACACUUCAGUUCUCUGGUGGGCAGCAAGCCUGUUUCAUUUGCUAUAGAGAAAAAGAAACUCCUAUUUUUACCUUGCUGGAAUUAUUGGAUAAAAAGCUAUUUUUAUAAAUUCGUUAUGAAUUGGAUUAUGAUUAUAUUGAGGAUAAAUUGCUAGAGAAGGAACAGCAUGUGCUUCUUUCAAUUUGGAAUUGCCUAAAUUUAGUGUCCUGCCCACUGCAGACUACCCUUGUGUGGUCUCUUGCUCCCUAGGGAGGAGGAAGUCUACCUUCAGUGCUAAAAAAAACAACUGUCUAGUGAAAUUUUGAUAUCUCCAGAUCCUUUGUUUCUUUGUAAUGCUUGGAACUGCAUUUUAUACUUAUCUACACAGGCCUCUACAAGAACGUGCUCAGUGGGACGAACGGUAAGUGGGGGGCACUCAUACCUAGCCCACCCUAAUUCAGAUCUGACUGCAGUUACAUGGUUACCUACCAUGUUAACUGGGUAUUUUAGAACUUUUUAGUCAAAAUAUGUUAUACAUAGAAUGUUUAUAUAAACUAAUAUAAAAUGUGCUCUACCCCACUGGCUCAGAGCUGGGGUAAACAGCAAACACUCAAACUGUCUUACACAAUCGGAAGACGCCCUGAAGUCCCGGCGAUGAAUUGAACCGUGGCAGUGUCAUGACGAUAGAUCCCCAUCGGCUUACACACGACACACCUGUGUGGCUCUGCUGUUGUCACAUGCUCUUGGUACAGGUGGUUGCCUCCCUUCUCUGAUAUGAGAUUUGAAUGAAUAACUUGGGGGCUUCAUUGACAAGUGACAAGACAAACAGAAGAGUAAGCUAAGUUAUGUCUGGCUUUGAUUUUUCUUGGUCUGCUUAGGAGUGAAGCUUUUUCUCAGAGGAAGCAGUCCCCGGCUUCAUGCAGAGCUGCAGUGUCAUCUUCGGUGGGUGCUAAGGCCCAUCUGCUGGCAGAAGACAGCUAUGGGGCAGCAAGCACACUAGGUCCUGAGAGCUGUGACGAGUGGUUACGGACCAAGGUUAUGUUGGGGUGUCUUUAGGUAGUUCACGCUUUUUCCUGGAUCAAGUGGAUUUCACACCCAGUCAGGUGUGGGGAGCACGUCCAGGACAUGGCCUUGGUCAGUGUGAAGCACGGGGAGGGUCCUUCCAAACACCGCUGGAGCGUCAGCUACAAGGAAACGCACAGCAACUCUCGAGAAAAACAUUUUAGCACCCAUUGCCUUCCUUAUUUAUAAAUUGCUUUUAAUGUUUUGUCAAGUAAACAAAACUCCUAAAAGAUCAGUUUGACUCUACUUAGUGCCAACUUUGUUGGGCUUCUUGAAACUUGGCCCUGUGGUAGCCAUCAGCCUCUCCUCCUUCCUUCCCUCUUUUGCAGAGCAGGAGCACGUCCGCAGAGUAUGGAUUCAUGGUUGUUGGUGGGCGAAACCAUGUCUGUGGAGAUCUCACUUAACUGGGGCUGCUUUAGUAGGGAUUUGAAUACCAUGCAAAAUGAUGCACUAUGUCCUUUCCAGCCGAAAUCUGUUUCCUACGCCCUGAACUCUCACUUGCUAAAUUCUGUGGAAUAGUAGGAAGAUCAUCAGAGUGUGGGUGAAUGGUAUGCAGUGCUGUAAUCCCAGAAUUUGGGAAGUUGAGUCAGGAGGCCCGUGAGCUGGAGGCCAGCCUGUUCUACACAGCCUGUGACACAUGAGAGAGCUGCUGGGAGCCUAUCCUGCAUUUCCUUUCCUCUCCACGGGUAACCGAGGUGCUUCUGGGUAGCUCUUGUGAGGCACUCCACCUGCUUCAAAGAACUGCGACCCAGUGUAUUUGAGGUCAUUUUGCACCUUAAAAACAUCUGCUGGGUAUUCAUAUAGGCGUGAUGGUGUAUACCUGAAUUCUAAACAUUCAGGAGGAUGAGGCAGGAGGAUUGCUGAGUUUGAUGCACAGUGAAAUCCUGUCUCAAAAAAAAAAAAGCACUUGCUUUCUAUUUGGCAGAAAUGUGUCCCCUUUGAGCCUUGUUUUAAACAGUCAAGUUCCAUCCCUCUUUUAUUUUUGUUCAGCUCCUCCCUCACCUUGGAGCCCUGAAUGUGUUCUGAGGGUGACAGCUAGCCUGUCUUAAUUCCUGCUGGUAAACUCCUAGCAGAAUACUAGACUGGUGGCCUACCCCACAGGGGCUCAGUCUUCUGCCUUUUGAGUCCAGAUUGUCAAACAAGUAGAAAGAAGUGUCUGCGCAGUAUGCACAAUGACCCUUCUAGCCAGGGCCAUUGGGCCACUCACAGCCGUCCCGUGGCUGGUCCAGCUCUGUGCAGCAGCAGGGGCAUGCAUCUCUGGACGGCUUCAGCAUGCCGGCAGUUGUGUUGGCCACCCCGAGGACCGCCUCUGGCAGUUAGUGGCAGAACUCAGCAAUCUGCCUUUUUUAGUUAUGUUUGGUCUUUGAAACUGACAAUCUUUAAAAUGUGAAUACUGUAACAAUAUGUUUUCUUGGAUUGUUGUCUUUAAAAGGAUUUUUGUGAAGCAAUUGAUUUAUCAAAGCAAAAAAAUUAAAAAUAGAAACAUGCCUUAUGGAUGUUUUAUUCUAUAAAG
Molecule: messenger RNA, 4747 nt
Organism: Jaculus jaculus (lesser Egyptian jerboa)
Lineage: Eukaryota; Metazoa; Chordata; Mammalia; Rodentia; Dipodidae
Gene: Pknox1
Product: PBX/knotted 1 homeobox 1
Exons: 13
Coding region: 467-1777 (436 amino acids)
Biological process (GO): regulation of transcription by RNA polymerase II; angiogenesis
Molecular function (GO): DNA-binding transcription factor activity, RNA polymerase II-specific; RNA polymerase II cis-regulatory region sequence-specific DNA binding
Source: RefSeq, a predicted model, not a curated record